AUGCCGUUAACAAUGGCUUUUAGCAGAUCUUGUCUGCAAUGGACUGUGAUCGUGUUCAACACGCUGAGUUUGAUAAUUGGCAUACUCUCAGUGGUCGCCUGCAUAUAUGAAUUGGAGAAAUUCACAGAGGGCUCAGCUGAGCAUAGAGAGAAACUUGUACAGUUGGCUUCCGUCAGUUUAUUGGUGCUCUCCUCAUUUGUGGGCUGUUUGGGCGCUAUUAAUGGAUCCGUUAGGAUACUCUGUUGUUAUGUCACAAUGCUAAUCGCCAUAAUAGCUUCACAUAUAUGGAAGUUAUACCGUUACAAUGAGAACAAACAAAUGGCUGCAACAGAGAAAAUGCUGACUGCAGCCUGGAUGUCGGAGCUGGUGAARAAAGGCGCUAUGGAUCCCAUACAGGAGGCGUAUGAAUGUUGUGGCGUUUCGAGUAGUUUGGAUUAUGUGAAUCUCAAUGUGAAAAUACCGCUUACUUGUUAUCGUUCUCAGAGCGGCUUGCGUAGCAUUUAUCCAUAUGGCGAAGGCUGUAUGGUGGCRCUAAAGCGUGCUUAUAUGAACAUUUAUCGCUAUGAGCGUUUGGGUCAUUCGCUGCUUAUUGGCUUUGAGGGCAUAGGCAUAUUGAUAUCUCUACUGCUUAUCUGCAAGUUGCUGACAAAGUCACGUAGAUAUAAUUACUAGCAUGCUAUUUUUAUUACCUAAAUAGUUGCGUAAGAUAAAAUAACCCAAAUAAAU
Bactrocera latifrons is the source of this 726-nucleotide messenger RNA. RefSeq names its product protein late bloomer-like. Gene Ontology annotation, cellular component: membrane. Bases 1 to 672 code for a protein of 223 amino acids. The transcript has 5 exons. The record is from RefSeq and is a predicted model, not a curated record. Lineage: Eukaryota; Metazoa; Arthropoda; Insecta; Diptera; Tephritidae.